CACAAAUUGGACGAGCUCGAGCACGCUGCACGAAGCUAGCGCAGUGUAUGCAAUAUUUUGAAUACAGCUGGAUGUAUCACACCGGUGGAAAUAUUCGAGAAUUCUUGGGGAAAAUGUAGUCAUAAUGAGAGUAAAACGUGUAAUUGUUGGCGUGAUGGCCGCAUAUUGUGGUAUAUUUUCACACUUCAACCCACAAUUUAACCUCGUCGUAAUUCGCGCGUUUGUGCUGCCAGAGCCGCAUCAUCUGGCCUCGAGUACUGAGCAUGUACCUCUGGCGCUCUGUCACCAGGGCACUUCGUCGAUCAAUGUCAACGUCAACCUCCUCCCUUCCACCAUCACCCAUCCCUCUUCUAACGUCGGUCGCAUCGUACAGACAAUGGCGACAGAGAGCCUUCGAUGAGGGGAAAUCUGUGGGCUUCGUGCCGACCAUGGGAGCUCUUCACGACGGACAUCUGUCUCUUGUUCAGAGGUCACUGGCCGAAAAUGAGCUGACAGUUCUUUCCAUCUUUGUGAACCCAGCCCAGUUCGCCCCGCAUGAAGACCUCGCCACGUACCCUCGCACCUUACCAGGAGACCUGGAGCUCCUUACAGCACAGCAGGUUACUGUGGGCGAGACUGUGAGGAAAGCCUCUGCCAUAUUUCUACCCUCGGUCCAGGACAUGUAUCCAUCUGGUAUAAGCCAAGAUGUUUCAACACAAAAGGGAGCGUUCGUCGAGAUGAAGGGAUACGGACAUCAGAUGGAAGGCGCAAGCAGGCCGACAUUUUUCCGAGGCGUGGUGACAAUUGUAACCAAGCUAUUCAACGUGGUCCAGCCUACAAAUGCGUAUUUCGGUCAGAAAGAUAUUCAGCAAGCCUUACUUCUUCGGAGACUCUGCAAGGAUUUGCUUUUCCCACACCCCGAAGCUGACCACGUCCAUAUUGUCCCCACGACCCGUGACCCGAACGAUGGGCUUGCUUUAUCGUCCAGAAACGCAUAUCUCUCUGCAAAUGAGCGGAAAUUUGCACCUGCGAUUUACAAGGCCCUACAAUACGCAGAAUCCGCGUGGUCGAAUGGCGAAUCCAAGGACCGAUGUGUUUCAAAAGCUGUCUCUGUCAUCGACGAAGUAAAAGUACAGGCUGCCAUUGACGGAGUGGAUAUGCGGCUGGAUUAUAUAGAGAUGAAUGAUUCGGAGACAUUCGACGUCUUGGACGCGUCUUCGAACCAUCAGUUGGCAGGAGAUAUACCUGUGAUUCUGAGCGGUGCGCUAUGGGUUGGGAAGACCAGGUUGAUCGACAAUAUCGUACUAGUUGGUGACCUCAAACGUAUAAUAAGAUAGCUCACAAAUAGAUGCGGGUGUGGCAAGAUUAUUAAAUGCUGAAGC
Molecule: messenger RNA, 1361 nt
Organism: Suillus discolor
Lineage: Eukaryota; Fungi; Basidiomycota; Agaricomycetes; Boletales; Suillaceae
Product: Pantoate-beta-alanine ligase
Exons: 3
Coding region: 264-1316 (350 amino acids)
Biological process (GO): pantothenate biosynthetic process
Molecular function (GO): pantoate-beta-alanine ligase activity
Source: RefSeq, a predicted model, not a curated record